AUGCUGCGACUACCUGCUGCCUGCAGGGUUAUAACGAAUGUAGCCCAGGCUUCAAAAAAUAAUGGUAAGUGUAUACUACUAUUAUCCAAGUUUAUUUGCCAAAACAACUUUAGCUUAAUGAAGCAGUUUUAGUAUAUAGAUGAUGCACCUGCAGGGUCACUGCUCAAUUGUUUGCCAUUCAGGAGUUAAAUCACUUUUGUUUUUAUUUCUGAAGCCCUAGCCACACCUCCCCUAGCUGUAAAUCUCACAGCCUCCAUAAAAAAAUGUUUCAUUAUCAAUGACUCAUACAGCUUGCAUGGAAAAAAAAUUGUUUAAUUUUUUUUUUUUUUAACAGUGUAGUGUGUUUACUUUAGAAGUGUUUUUGUUCUUGCUCUGCUAAUUGCACUUUAAUCACACACAGGAUGAUCUUACAGGCUCUAGCAGGUUAUUAACAGGACAGGGGAUAAGAAAUUUUAAAUUAAACCACAUGUGCAAUAAAGGAAGUUUAAACAUUAGAUCUCUCUUUACAGGAACAGGUUAGGUCACAUGCAGGGAGCUGGCUAAACAAAGUCAAUUAUGAAGAAGAGAGCGCAAAAGGUUAUAUAGUAUCAAUAAAAUCUAAAUAAACCAAUAUCCUUAAAUAAACAAUUACAUCGCUAAUUUGCAGAAUUAUAUGGUAUUUGACAUGUAAUUUAACCAGCAGCCACAAAAUAGAACUUCCCAAAUUUUCAUAGAUAAAAUGCAGUAUAUGUAGUGUCAGCGCUUAGUGAAUAUGUCUCUGUCUCUCCUCCUCCUCCUCCUCCUCCUCGGCUGAAUGCGCAAGCGGGGCAGGAGCCGCGCUCGCAUUCAGCCAGUCCAUAGGAAAGAAUUCACAAUGCUUUCCUAUGGAUGCUGGUGUCUUCUCACUGUGAAAAUGAGACAGCCAAUAGAGGCUGGAUUAACCCUAUUAUAAACAUAGCAGUUUCUCUGAAGUGGUCUGGGUGCCUAUAGUGGUCCUUUAACAAACUGCGUAAGAAUUAUAAAUCUUUUGAGAUAUGUGCUUAAGCUUUGAAUAAACACCUGAGAUUUUUUUUAUAGCUCUCAUUACAAUUCUAAUGCAAUUAUGUGUUUUUUUUUGUUGUUUUUUUUAGUACGAACAACAUCAACAGCUGCAAGUAACUUGGUUGAAGUGUUUGUGGAUAACAAACCAGUGCUGGUGGAACCAGGCACCACAGUGCUACAGGUAAUGAAAAUGUUUUAAAGGAUCACUAUAGUGUCAGAAAAACAAACUUGUUAUCCUGACACUAUAUAACUCUUAGGUCCCCCUCCCGCUGGGCUGAAGGGGUUAAAUACCCUUCAGCCACUUACCUUUAUCCAGCGCCGGGCUCCCUCGGCGCUGGUGACCUCUCCUCCCCUGCCGACGUCAGCUCCCGAGUGGAGCGGAAUGCGCAUGCACAGCAAGAGCCGCGUGCGCAUUCAAACAGUCCAUAGGAAAGCAUUUUUCAAUUCUUUCCUAUGGACGUUUUUCCAGCUAAAUGCGAUUUUCGCAUACAGCGUUGCAGAAGCGCCUCUAACGGCUGUCAGGAAGAAAGCCACUAGAGGCUGGAUUAACUCUGCAAUGUAAACAUAGCAGUUUCUCUGAAACUGCUAUGUUUACAUCUGAAUGGUUAAAACUUGGGGGACCUUGCACCCAGACAACAUCAUUGAGCUGAAGUGGUCUGGGUGACUAUAGUGUCCCUUUUAAAAAAAAGAUGACCAAGGUUUGUCAUAUGCUUGGCAAAGUAUUUUAAUGAAAAUAAACUGUAGAGAAUUUUGAAAUAAUUUUAGCAAAACCUAAAACUACGAGGAAGUGACAGCUAUUUUUCUAAACAGACACAGGUUACAUCAGGGCUAGUCAAUUUAUUACACUCCAUUAAUUGUAGAAUUAAAGCUUCUAUUAUUCCAUAUUUGAGUUUGACCAAAUGUUGAGUUACAGCCACCACUGGGAAGUUCUGGGUACAUUUUUAUGCAGAACAACUACAAUGUUGUAAUUUGUAGCAUAUAGUUUUUUAUAAUACAAAUGUGUGAUAUCAGGCAAUUGGCUGUUAUGGACUGUUUCUAGGGUUGCUCAGCCAACCAAUGGCCGUUAUGAGAAACGUAGUCCUCAACUGUUGGGUUUACCUCCUUUGCCUUUUGAUAAAUUGUAUUCGAUCAUGGUAUCCAUUGAUAUGAUCCCUAAGGCGCAAUGUGUAGGGGUGAAUUGCAGGGGCCAUUGUAUAUUGCUGGAUAUUUUUCUUUCUCUUUAUCUGUUUCUAAUGCUGUUCUAUAUACUGUGGUUUUGUUUUUUUGUUUUUUGUUUUUUUUCUAUUGACUUACCCUAGAGGAAGCACUGGUUGCAACCCCAAUCCACUGUUUGAUUAUCGGAGUACAGCUGGCUAUUCCAACAUUGUAUAGAUCAAUGUUCACUAUAUCAUGUUUCUUUUUUAUUGCCAUGUGUGCAGUUAAAGUUAUUUAUGUAUGUUCUUUGUGAAUAAUGGUACUCCUACUAUUUUUCUAGGCCUGUGAGAAAGUAGGUGUGCAGAUUCCUCGCUUCUGCUACCAUGACCGCUUGUCAGUUGCCGGAAACUGCCGCAUGUGUCUUGUGGAAAUUGAGAAAGCUCCAAAGGUCGGUAUUCUGUCUCUUUGUGGAGUUGUUUUAUGAAUGAACUAUUGAACUUAAAAAGAAAAUAAAAACAAAAUAACUAAAUGACCUUUUUAAGAUACCAAUAAUUUUGAGUCUGCUUUGUUUUAUUCUCACAUAAAUAUUCCUUUGUCAUAAAACCAUUACGUUACAUUUAUUGCUCUCCUUAUCUCCAGUCUCCGUGUUCUCUGUAGGCUCAUGUGUUGCUGACCUAUCAAUGUCUAAGAUGCUUAUUGGAUAUCUUAUUGAUUUGAAAUGCCCAUGAUUGACUUGACAUAUUGCUGUAUUAUGCAGAUGAUCUUAUGGUUGUCCUGUUUAUGGAUAUUUAUCAAUAAACUUUAAAUGACAAAAGAGACCCUGUUUCUUCUCAGUGCUGCACCAUUCCACCUUUGCUUUCAUCUAAACACAGAAGAAGCAAGGUGCGUGCUGAAAGGAUCACUAGUUUUGGAUUAUAUCAAAUAAUCUGUUCUUGUCAAUCUGACAAGCAUGCUACAUUCCCAUGCUGAGCAAUAACAAAAUUCUGUAGCACGGUUGUUCAACUGUCAAAAGUAAAGACAAAUAAGUCAAUGGGACCUGAUGGAAUACACCCAAAGUUAUUAAAAGAGCUUAGUGGUGUACUAGCAAAACCAUUAACAGAUUUAUUUAACCGAUCAUUGUUAACAGGAGUAGUCGCAGAAGACUGGAAGUUGGCGAAUGUUGUGCCAAUUUACAAGAAAGGUAGUAGGGAGGAGUUGGGCAACUAUAGGUCAGUAAGCCUUACUUCAUUAGUGGGGAAAGUAAUGGAAACCAUGUUAAAGAAUAGGAUUGUUGAACAUCUAAAAACACAUGAAUUUCAAGAUCAGAGACAACAUGGGUUUAUCAGGGAGAUCAUGCCAAACUAAUCCUAUUUAAUUUUUUUGAUUGGGUAACUAAAAUAAUAGAUCUGGGUGGUGCAGUAGACAUUGCUUACCUAGAUUUCAGUAAGGCUUUUGACACUGUUGCACGUAGAAGGCUUAUUAAUAAAUUGCAAUCUUUAAGUUUGGAUUCCAAUAUUGUUGAACAUAGGAUUGUAGUCAAUGGAAUAUAUUCGAAGCAUGGGCUUGUCACCAGUGGGGUACCUCAGGGAUCUGUACUUGGACCCAUUCUCUUUAAUAUUUUUAUUAGUGAUAUUGCAGUAGGUCUUGAUGGUAAGGUAUGUCUUUUUGCUGAUGAUACUAAGAUAUGUAACAGGGUUGAUGUUUCCAGGAGGGAUAAGCCAAAUGGCAAAUGCUUUAGGUAAACUAGAAAAAUGGUCAGAGUUGUGGCAACUGACAUUUAAUGUGGAUAAGUGCAAGAUAAUGCAUCUUGGACGUAAAAACCCAAGGACAGAGUUCAGAAUAUUUGAUAGAGUCCUAACCCCAUCAUCUGAGGAAAGGGAUUAAGGGGUGAUUAUUUCUGAUGACUUAAAGGACCUCUAUAGUGCCCACACCCUCAGGGUCCCACUCCUGCCGGGCUCUGUGGAGAGGAAAGGGGUUAAACUUACCUUUUUUCCAGCGCCGGGCGGGGAGCUCUCCUCCUCCUCUCCGCCUCCGAUCCUCCUCUUCGGCUGAAUGCGCAUGCGCGCAUUCAGCCGGUCUCAUAGGAAAGCAUUCAUAAUGCUUUCCUAUGGACGGCAUCUUCUCACUGUGAUUUUCACAGUGAGAAGCACACAAACGCCUCUAGCGGCUGUCAAUGAGACAGCCACUAGAGGCUUUAGAGGCUGGAUUAACCCAUUUAUAAACAUAGCAGUUUCUCUGAAACAGUUUAUAAAAAAAAAAAAAAAAAUGGAUUAAUCCUAGAGGGACCUGGCACCCAGACCACUUCAUUAACCUGAAGUGGUCUGGGUGCCUAUAGUGGUCCUUUAAAGGUAGGCAGACAAUGUAAUAGAGCAGCAGGAAAUGCUAGCAUAAUGCUUGGUUGUAUAGGGAGAGGUAUUAGCAGUAGAAAGAGGGAAGUGCUCACGCCGUUGUACAGAACGCUGGUGAGACCUCACUUGGAGCAUUGUACGCAGUACUGCAGACUGUAUCUCCAGAAGGAUAUUGAUACCUUAGAGAGGGUUCAGAGAAGGGCUAAUAAACCGGUUCAUGGAUUGCAGGAUAAAGCUUACAAGGAAAGGUUAAAAGAAACUUAACAUGUAUAGCUUGGAGGAAAGACGAGACAGGGGGGAUAUGAUAGAAACAUUUAAAUGCAUAAAGGGAAUCAACACAGUAAAGGAGGAGACUAUAUUUAAAUGAAGAAAACCGACCACAACAAGAGGACGUAGUCUUGAAUUAGAGGGGCAAAGGUUUAAAAAUAUCAGGAAGUAUUACUUUACUGAGAGGGUAGUGGAUGCAUGGAAUAGCCUUCCAGCUGAAGUGGUAGAGGUUAACACAGUAAAGGAGUUUAAGCAUGCGUGGGAUAUACAUAAGGCUAUCCUAACUAUAAGAUAAGGCCAGGGACUAAUGAAAGUAUUUAAAAAAUUGGGCUGACUAGAUGGGCCGAAUGGUUCUUAUCUGCCAUCACAUUCUAUGUUUAGUCAUUAUUUGAACCAAGCUUAACAUGACACUUUUAUUUACCAGGUGGAAGCUUGGGUUGAUUACUCUGUUGCUCCAUUAAUUAAUAUGUUGCUGACAUGCUUUUCUUUCCCCCUGGUGCUAAGGAAAUGUUUCUGUAAAAAAAAUUUUAUUUUAUUUUUGUCCUGUAGUGUAGAAAAUUUAAAAUGAGUAAAUCUGAUUUAAAAAAAAAGUUUUCAUUUAGUAUGGAACUAGUUCCAUUCUUCUUGAAAUUGUUUCCACUAGAUUUAUGGAAUGUUGCCAAGUGGAUUUUUGUCUCUUCCAUCACAAUAACAUUAAAGGGACACUCCAGGCACCCAGACCACUUCUGCCCAUUGGAGUGGUCUGGGUGCCAACUCCCACUACCCUUAACCCUGCAACUGUAAAUAUUGCAGUUUUCAAUAUUGCAGGGUUAACUCCUCCUCUAGUGGCUGUCUACUACAGGGCACUUCCGGGUUUCUAGCACAGAUUUGUGCUAUAGCGUUGCUGGACGCUAUGUGAGGACCUCCAGCGUCUCUAAAAUCUCCAUAGGGAAGCAUUGAAAGCAUUUUUCAAUGCUUUCCUAUGGGGAGGACUAAUGCGCGUGCGCGGCAGGUCUCACCCCGACGGUGGCUGCACAUGUGCAAUCGGUCUCCCCCGACGGAUGGCGUUGCGGGGGAGGAGCUUGGAUGGACCCUGGACCAGCGCCGAGGGACAUCGGCGCUGGACUCCGGUAAGUCACUGAGGGGGUUUAAACCCCUUCAGUAACCUGGGAUGGGGGGUGGGAGGGAGAGGGGACCUGCAGUGCCAGGAAAACUGUUUGUUUUCCUUGCACUGGAGUGUCCCUUUUAAAGGGAAGGUCUAGCCUAAAACUGCAUUUUUAUUUAUUUUUUUCACUUGGACAAGGCUGGGUCAUUGCCCACUUUUGAGAAACUGAAAUGUUUAAAUUGCAGGGUUAACUCCUCCUCUACUGGCCAUCACACUGCCGCUAGAGGAGCUUUCACAGCAACUGUGUCAUGUUGCAAAAGCCCCAUAGAAAAGCAUUGAUUCAGUGUUUUCCUAUGGGAAAGUUUCAAUAUGUGCGCAUUAGGCCCUUAAUGUUCCUGGAUUGUUACCCUAGCUUUAGCGGUGGAAUAAGGUAAGUAAACUUCUUUUUUUUUUUUUAAUUUUAAAAUGUAUUUUUACCCAGAGGUCGGGGAGACUUAGUUAGAGCUAGAAUAGGGACACUAUAGCAUUCAAAAUGCAACACCUGUCUAAGAAGGGAUGCACAUCCCUUUGACCACUAACUGUUAAAGGAGUAUCUACAGUGUUUUUCAGCUGCCUAUGUUUAUACUAACAUAAUAUUUAUAUUAAGCAUUAAUUGCCAACUAACACACCUAUUUGCAUCUUUUUUGAUAGUCAUAACUUUAUUAUUCUUUAGUUAUAGAAUUUUUUUGAUAAAUUUUAGUCUAUUAAAUUAAGACCGCUUUAUAGUUGACACUAUGCACGUAGGUAUGGACCGUUUCUGUCAUCCGCCAAACACAGGGUUGUCCAUUACAUAACUGUAUACUGAGAUGUAAUUCAUUACUCUAUGAAGUGUUUUUGAUUAAUUUACUUACCGUAUAUACUCGAGUAUAAGCCGACCCGAAUAUAAGCAGAGGCCCCUAAUUUUACCACAAAAAACUGGGAAAACUUAUUGACUCGAGUAUAAGCCUAGGGUGGGAAAUGCAGCAGCUACUGGUAAAUUUCUAAAUUAAAUUAGAUCCCAAUAAAAUUACAUUAAUUGAAUAUUUAUUUACAGUGUGUGUAUAGAAUGAAUGCAGUGUGUGUGUGUGUGUGUUUGUGCAGUGUGUGCAAACUGGAUGAGGGGAGGGCAUUUUUAUUUGAAUUUUUUAAUUUUAAUAUUAUAUUAAAAUAAUAUUUUUUAAUAUUUGCAUUUUUUUUUUUUUGUCCCCCCCCUCCCUGCUUGUUGCCUGGUCAGGGAGGGGGGACAAAAAACAUUUAAAAAAAAAUAAUGCAAAUAUUAAAAUAAUAUUAGUAUUUUAAUAAAAUUAUUUUAUUAUUAUAUUAUUAUUUGCAUUAUUUUAAUAUUUGCAUUAUUUUUUUUAAAAUGUUUUUUUUGUCCCCCCUCCCUCCCUGACCAGGCAACAAGCAGGGAGGGGGGGACAAAAAAAAGAUAUAAAAAAAAUUACAAUUAUAAUAUUAUUUUAAUAAUAUUAUUUUAUUAUUAUUAAAAUAAAAUAAUAAUAUUAAAUCUCUGGUGGUCCAGUGGCAUUGGCAGUUCAGUGGGGGGGCUGACAGCGAGCUGUUACUUACCUUCCUGCAGCUCCCUCCUCCUCUGUGCAGCUCCUCGGUCAGCUCCGUUCAUUUUACAGUGUAAGUCUCGUGAGCAGAACGGAGCUGACUGGGGAGCUGACAGGAGCUGCAGGAAGGUAAGUGUCAGCCCCCAACAGGACCUGGUCUGUAUUAUGGCAAUGUAAAUUGCCAUAAUACAGAUAUUAACUCGAGUAUAAGCCGAGUUGGGUUUUUUCAUCACAAAAAAUGUGCCGAAAAACUCGGCUUAUACUCUGGUAUAUACGGUAUAUUGCAGGGCAGUUGUGUGAAAUCUACUCGAGGUGAACACACUAUAUCAUAUUUUCAACAAAUGGGUUCUAUGUCAGAUAACUAGAAUUUAUUUUUGUUUUUCAUCCUCAAAUUGGAUAAUCGUGCAUUGCAAGACAUGCUACCUAGAUUUUAUGUAUAUACAAUUCAGAGUUUCGGAAGUAAUAAAAUAGAUCUGCAAUUUUAAUUUUUUUGUUAAUACCUCUUAAAGGGAGGAGAAAUAUGCUGUAUAUGUUAUCAUUUUGUAAUGACAUUUUCACUUAUGGGUUGUUUUUAUAUAUUCUCAGCCUGUAGCUGCUUGUGCAAUGCCUGUAAUGAAGGGCUGGAAUAUCCUGACAAACUCUGAAAAGACCAAGAAAGCAAGGUAAGUGGGUUUUUCAAAAAUAAGACCCUAUGUUGGUGACUAAUGUGCGGGUGUUUACAUCUUUUUUGUGGUUUACAUUUUAGUGGCAUACUUCUUGUUUCUAAAUUAUGCUUAUACAGCACCAUGCAUAUGAUAAAUGUACUGCUGCCUGAAAAUGACUUGCUCAUCUGCACGUUUGUCCAUUCAAAGGGCUGGAUUCUAUUAUAUAUUUGUACUGACUAACGAGCAUUCUAUUUAGAUUUGUGAGGAAAACUGCAGAGAUAUAUAUAUACACACACACACACGUGUCUUAACUCAGUCUUAGUAGUGAAUUCCAAGCUAUAACUGGUAAAGUAGGUUCUUCAUGCUGGACUUAACUAUACUUUAUAAUAAACUUAAAAACAAUAAAAGGGACACUCACCCGUGGAUGUUGCUGCUAAUUUCCAGACUUUACAGCUUCUGCAGUGUGAUCAUACCAAACCAGGAAAUUACUUGGGUCACUUGAUUUUCUAUAACACUGCUAAAUGAGUACUUGAUGGGCACCGGAAGAGUGUUUCUUAGCUGUAAUUCAUAUGUCAGCUUUCCCCUGUAGAUUUAAUGUGCAGCAGUAUACUUGAAACAGAAGUGGAAAAACAACAGUUUGGAAAGGAGGCACAGAAAAGGUGGUUUAUGGAGCAAAGCCAUUAUAAAUAUAAAAGAGGAGGAGGGGAAAAAAAAAAAAUUCAAAUCCUAAAGCUCAUUUAAAAAAGCAACAAAAAACAAAACAAAAAACACCUUCAGGAUUAUUCACUAAAACAAAUAUUCAAAUUAAAUUUCACAUUUAAGGUCAAAGUAACCAAACUAGAAGCAUCUCUACUGAAUUCUUAUUUUAGUGAAUAACCCUGCUAGUAUAAAUAUAAGCUAGCCUGCACAUUGCACCAGACCAGUUGGUUGCCCCUUCAACUUUUAUCCUGUAGUCUUGGUGUAUCAUAUAACUUAUUUAAUUUGUGGGGGUUCUUGAACAAUAACAACCUAAUCUUAACUGGGAAGCUUUUUGCGUAAAAGAUUUCACCAUAUGAACUUGAGCAUACAUAUUUUGAUGGUCCAAUGAGAUGUCUGUUUUACACCGGAACAUCUGUAUAAUUAUAUAACUUUAACAACAUGUUAUGUUUCAAUUUGUUGUGUUUACUAGGGAAGGCGUAAUGGAGUUUUUGUUGGCAAACCAUCCAUUGGAUUGUCCUAUUUGUGACCAAGGGGGGGAGUGUGACUUGCAGGUAAACAAAAAAGCUUAAUUUAAUCCUGUAUUAAUAAAUAUGUACAGUAAAUUCCAUUUACAGAUUACUGGGAUACUGAUGGCUAAUAUUCUGUGGAAGACUUCUAAAGCAGUAGUGUGUUAGCUGUAUUUUAUUACACUGGUAUUUCAUCCUGUUUUCUUAAUCUAUUGGUAAUAAUUACCAGGAAACAUUUUUAAAAUGACAUUAUAUUAUAACUCUGCAAACCCACUGCAAAAUAUUCCAUACAAGAAAUUGGAAUAAAAUGUCUAUAUGAAUUUGCAUGAAAACCAUAACUUGUCAAAAUGUAAGGAUCUCCUUAAGAGACACCUCUUAUUCAACAGGCGCUACUAGUGUGCCACUAAUCUCUCCAUCCAUCUGCUAGUUGGAAUAAAAUAUAGAAUAGUGUUGACUAUUUUGGAAAUGUCAAUACCAGCCCUUAUUUGCCUCUCUAAUAUGCCACCUAGUUUAGUUAUAUAAGAAUUUUCUGCUUUUAGUGUUGUACUCAAUGGAGAAUCUUUCUUAGACAGUUAAAGGAUCACUAUAGGGUCAGGAACACAAACAUGUAUUCCUGACCCUAUAGUGUUAAAACCACCAUAUAUCCCCCCUGGGCUCCUCAUGCCUCCAUAAAUAUAGCAAAAUCUUACUGUAUUCAAGCUGUAGAUUUCCAUGCUGUUUGCCUGAAAAAAAACCCAAGCAGACUGCUGACAUCAUCAGAAGUGGCAGCCUGAUCCAAUUACAAUGCUUCCCCAUAGACUAACAAAGAGGCAGAUCAGGGGCAGAGCCAGCAUGAUUCAAACACAGGCCUGGCCAAUCAGCAUCUCCUCAUAGAGAUAAAUUGAAUCAAUGUAUCUCUAUGAGGAAAGUUCAGUGUCUGCAUACAGAGGGAGGAGACACUGAAUGUUUGGAUGCAUUUUAGGCAGCCAUGACCCAGGAAGGAUCUCUAACAGCCAUCUGAGGAGCGACCAGUGAAGUUAUCACUAGGCUGUAAUGUAAACACUGCAUUUUCUCUGAAAAGACAGUGUUUACAGCAAAAAGCCUGCAGGUAAUGAUUCUACUCACCAGAACAAAUUCAAUAAGCUGUAGUUGUUCUGGUGACUAUAGUGUCCCUUUAAAACAAGAACAUAUUCAAAAGUUAUAAGCCACCCAUUGAAGUACUGUAAUUUAUUAUUUUUAGUUUUGUUUUAUUUCUUACGUAAUGCACAUUAUUCCAGCAUGAUAGUUUGUUAGUGUAUCUGCUGUAUCUCUAAUAACUUUUAGAACUAAUGGUUUCCAACAUUGCCAUCUCCAACUUUCCAAGGUUGAUACUUCAGGACAUCCGUGAAAAGAAGUUUAAACGGAAUGUAUUCUUUCUGGCUAAAGGAACACUCCAGAAUUUGUUUAUAAUCCUGGAGUGUUUUCUGACCCUUUUAGAAAACUGUUGGUCCUUCCCUCAUAUUGCUACUCGCAAUGUGAGUCUAGUGAUGGGCUGAGAACAUCAGCUGACACUUUUGGCUAAUAAGUGGCACCCAUUGCUUUACUUCUCUGUUAAGUAUAGGGGCCGGGCAAACAAGGGAUCAAUCAGUGCACCUUGGUAGUAACUUAGAUUUUAAACUAUCUGAAAAUGAUUUGUUAUCCUUUAAAGUAAGAGUACAGCUGGGACCCUUACCCCCACAUUUAAAGAGUACAUCCACUUGAAAUUGGCAUUUUUAUGGCCUGUGAAAAACGUGAUACUUUGUUAGACCUUAAAGUGCUUUAAAGGUUUGCAAUGUUCAUUUAAAUUGUUUCCUAUUACAUUUUUUGUAUCCAGUUGUUGACCUUUUUAUUUGGUUUCCAUCUGUAGGAUCAGUCUAUGAUGUUUGGCAGUGAUCGGAGUCGUUUCCUAGAUGGGAAACGUGCUGUGGAGGACAAGAACAUUGGUCCUCUUGUCAAAACCAUUAUGACUCGCUGUAUACAGUGCACUCGAUGUAUAAGGUAAAUUAGCUUGUUGUGAAUACUUAUUCAAACUGUGCACUCUUGAAAUAAAUGGCCUUUUAGUCACUUAAAUUGCAAGGUAAUUGGUUUUCCUUUGAUAGCUGCUUUGGUUACACAAAAUGUAUAUGAUUUGGAUUUUAACAUUAUGCAAGUGGUAAUGUAAACAUAUACCUUAAGGAUUUUCUUUUACUUAAGGCACCACUAAAGUCACCCAGGCCUCUUGAUCUCAAUUAAGUGGCCUGAGUGCAGUGGUCAUUUAGUUUUUAACCCUGCAAUGUAAAAUACGUUUGUAUUCCUAGCACUUUAGUGUUCCUUUAACUGUUAUGUGCCUAAUUUUUACUAUCUGUAUGUGUUUAGUAUUAAUUUGUAAACUUUCAGGUUUGCCAGUGAGAUUGCUGGAGUAGAUGAUCUGGGAACUACAGGAAGAGGAAAUGAGAUGCAAGUUGGAACCUAUGUCGAGAAAAUGUUCAUGUCUGAGCUCUCUGGGAAUAUCAUCGACCUCUGCCCUGUUGGAGCAUUAACCUCCAAACCAUAUGCAUUCACAGCUCGUCCUUGGGAAACCAGGUAUUCAUGUUUUAAUGUGUGCAUAAUGCAUUCUAAAUUCCAGAUUUGUUCCCUUCAGAAUAAAACAUUUUAAAGGGUAUCCUGCAUAAAAUUACACUCCUUUUUGUUCAUCCUUUCCUUUGUGUAAUUCCUCACUCUCCAUAUCUUUAUUUCCAAUUUCUUUUCCAUCCUGCUUAUCAGUCCUUUCCUCCAUAUCUGCUUCCUGUUCCUUCUGUAACUCUCAUCUGUAAGCUACAUGUUCCACUUCCUUUCUUCGUACGUUCCCCAUUCACUUUAGCUCUCUUUCCCUCUUCCUCAGUCCCGCCAUUUGUCUCCUGCUCACUAGAUGGUCCUUUAAAGGGUUAAUCCAACCAGAAAUGGUGUUUAAUAAAACCGUUUUGGUUGUAGCAAGUCUUUCUGUAAUGUCACUCUCCUUACUUUGGGGAGAGAGGGGGAGUGCUCAUGGUGCUUGGUAUAACCCCUUAGACUCCUUUCUUUUCUGUCUCAGAUUUUAAUUUCUGUACUUACUCUAUACUUGAAUGUGUAUACUCCCUUUACAUUCUAUAUAUAUCCUGUUUUGAAUCUUUCAUAUCGACCCUCUUCUUUCUUACCAUAUGAGUUCCUAUUCUACAUCCGUUUUUCUGCCUAUCUCCCCCAUAGUGGUAAAGCUUCUCCACAUCCCACUAUUGCAUAUGAAAGUACUUUCUUUACUUCCGUUAGUGCUUCUUGUGAGUUUGUAUAAGCAGCUGUGACAAGUUACAUGCAAUAUAUGUCUGAGGACACCAUGUUUAAUUGAGACUCCGAGUUUGAUACCUACCUUACAGGCCAGAGUGCCAUCUCAGAAAUCUGAGUCAUGCAAGUUGGCCCAUGCUAUAGGUUAAUCAUCAAUGAUUUAUAUUGGAGUUAGAUGAUCAACAGAAGCUGUUUUAGUAAUACUAAAAUUAUAGUCUAAACCAGGGGUUCCAGAACUGUGUGGCACACAGGGGAGUCGCGAAAUAUUUUCCCGGUGCUAUGAUCAUAGCAUGGGGAACUGUGCCUCCCUCUCCCCUGCCGGCUCUGCAGGACAUCUCCCCUCCAGCCUGCUAGCACUGUAAUGCUGACAGCCGGAAGAGGAGGGAGCGAGAGAGGACCUGAGGGACCUGCAGCUCCGCCGGGUUCUCUUCUCGCAAGCUUGGAGUGUUGCACUCCCCCGCUCACACGCCCUGUUCUCAUCACACACACACACACACACACACCCACACUUCCCCCUCCACACACACACUACCCCCCAUACACAAACAAACUGUACCCCCCAGACACAUUGUACCCGUCACACAACCUGCCCCGCCACACACACUGUACCCCUCAUACAACUUGCCCCCACACACACACUGUACCCCUCAUGCACAAGCUGCCCCACAUACACUGCUCCCCCUCACACACGCACAUAUUGCACCCCUCACACACACUACUACACCUAUCCCCCUCUACAGCCCGUAUCCAGGCAGAUCCCAGGUAAGUUGUCAAACUGUUCUUAAACAGUUUUACUACUUACUCUGGUAGGGCACUACUGGCACCAUAACCGCUACAAAGUGCUGUAGUGGUUAUUGUGCCUAGAUUGUUGCUCUAAAUAGUCUACCAGUGCCCCUCCCAAGAUUAGGUUCUGGACCUGUGCUUGAACGGCAAGCAUUUCUGCCAAACAAGGGCCCAGUAUAUGCCGCUGCACUGUACAUAUAUACAACCUAAAUAAAUUUUUGACUUGGGUCACCUUGAAAAAAUAUUAAGGGCGCCUUGAACCUAAAAAGUUUGGUAACCACUGGGCUAAAUCUAAAAAUCAUUAACAAUCUGUAAUUAUGUGUGUUCUAUUUUCCUUGAACAGAAAGACCGAAUCCAUCGAUGUUCUAGAUGCUCUUGGUAGUAACAUUGUGGUAAGCACAAGAGGUGGAGAAGUAAUGAGAAUCCUGCCUAAAAUAAACGAGGACAUCAAUGAAGAAUGGAUAUCUGAUAAAACCAGGUAAAAUGUACUGGCAAGACCACACUCUUCUUAUUUCUUUGUUAUACAUUACAUUUUCUACCAACAGCUAAAUCUACUGUUUAUAUAAACGCUUCUCCCAUAUAGUGAUCACUUUUUUUAAUUGAACUACAUUAUGUUAGACAGGGCAAUUAGUAAUUUUUAUUAAUUCAUUAAUCUAGUGAAUUGACUGUUUGAUGUUGAAUUGUUUUCUUGGUUAAAUACAGAAGUCAUGCUUUUAAAGAAAAUUAUUUCAUGUGAAUAAACGCAUAAUAUACUGUGGGAUAUGUACUUUUUAUCAUGAAUUGACAUGUUUGACAUUUUGUAAGAGUUCCAGGGUCAUGUGAAACACGAGUUAAACAAGUUUUUAGUUGUGACCAUUUUUUGCUGCUAAGAAAAUUACAGAAAAGUACAGUUUUGUGGUGGAAUGCAAAAUGAAGAGGGAGCACAUAUAUAGUUUAUUUACUUGCUAACAAAUUGACUUUUUUUUCCCAAAAGGACUUUAAGCACCAUAACAACAUAUGUUUUUUUGGUAGGAUAUCCUUUCUCUGCAUACUUUAUAUUAUAGCCGUAGUGAUGUUCAAAAUAUAUCUGUACAGCUGUAAGACUGCUCAUUUUGACCCUGACCUCAAAAGAAGAUGUUUUACUUCCCCUCUAUAUCAAACGCUGUGGCAUCCAAUUUGGGUGAAUGAGUUCACUUAGUGGGUGCAUAUAGUGUGUGUGUUUUAUUUUUUUAUGUAUUUAAACAUUUUGAGUUAUUCACAGCCUUAAUAUAGGUAUAUCAAUAGCCUUUAAUAUUUAAUUUAAUCUAUUCACAAGUAAUAUUGUAAAUUUGCCCUGCGUACUCUAAUUCCACCAUAUCUCUACUGAACAGAUUUGCUUAUGAUGGUUUGAAGCGGCAGAGGCUGACACAACCAAUGGUCAGAGAUGACACAGGUCAUUUGGUUAACGCAACGUGGGAAGAUGUUCUAGCCCGAGUGGCUGGAGUGGUAAGACAUGCUCUAUACAUAAAAAAUUCUAGUAUUCUCAUGAGUUAGAUUUCAUCUUAUCCCAGCUUGACAAUUUUAUGUGAAUUUGUGGGCCAAACUCAUUUUGGCAGUAUAUGGGCAUACACGAAAACUUAGGUUUUGUAAAUCUUCAACCAAAAACAUGAUAGAUUUUGUCACACCUUUCAGCUGCAAAAUGUUCAGGGCUCAUCUGUUGCUGCUAUUGCUGGAGGACUAGCUGAUGCAGAGGCACUUAUUGCGCUUAAAGACUUGUUGAACAGGCUGAAUUCAGAUGUCUUGUGCACAGAGGAAGUGUUCCCCAACUCUGGAGCUGGGUAUGGUUCUACUGUAUUGAAUAUCCAUGUAAUACAUACUCUUAAAGACUUUACUAGAAUUAAUGUUUGUUUACUAUAACUUUUUAAUAAACAUAAUGUUUGUUUACUAACUUUAAAAAAAUAAUUUUCCCCUACCAUAUUGCAGCACUGAUUUGCGUUCAAAUUAUCUCCUGAAUUCAAAAAUUAAUGGUGUUGAAGAAGCUGAUUUUCUGCUGCUAGUUGGGACAAACCCACGUUAUGAAGCCCCGUUGUUUAAUGCAAGGAUUCGUAAGAGGUUUGUAUUUUAUAAAUAUACUUUGGGUUACACUGCCUCAGAACUCUGAAACAAGAAACAUCUAAGUUGAAUUGUUUAGUGGUUGUGUUUUUGGUUUAUUUUUCUCAUGCUGGUGUCUGGCACAGCCCUGUCGCUGUAUCUGUUUUAUGUCUCUUCAACAUAAUACUACAAUACAAUAAAAUGUUAAAAUAUUCAAAGGUUGCAGCUGGCUCCAGUGAAACUGAUGCUAAAUAUUGAUUGACUGAAAAAAGCAAGUGCAUUGCAGUUUUAAAUCAAAUAUUUUAAUAUUAUUAAAUAUUACAAGACAUAAAUCAAAAGGAAUUUGUUCACCACCACCAAUAACCUACAAAAUAGCUGCCUCCCCCCCAAAAAACCCCUCUGAUGUUUUGUUUUAGCUGGCUUCACAAUGACCUGCAGGUGGCAGUGAUUGGAAGUGCAGUGGACUUGACUUACACAUAUGAUCAUUUGGGAGAGUCCCCUCAGAUACUCAAGGAGAUUGCAUCAGGAAAGCACCCAUUCAGCAAGGUGUGUAACAAUGAUUAUUUCAAUUUCAUUCUAAUGUGUUUUACAUUUUCUGUAAUAAAUGUAUUAUUACAGUAGGCAGUCACUUUUGAAUUGGUGUUUGACACCUUGAUGGACAGGUCUAGAAUUCUACAUGCAUUAUUAAACCUUAAUAAUGGCUUUGCAUUUACACACUAGUGUUUAUAGACAACAGUCUCACAAACCUGCUGGCCACAAAUAGGUCAAGAUGCACGUUUAAAGGAAACUCUAAGAAUCAAACUAACUAGGCCAGUUGCCAUUACAAUUCCUUGUGUAUUGGUUUUCCUUUUAUUUCCCCAUUUGGGGAUUCUUUAACAUCCGGCAGACACUUCUCACAUAGUGUCCAAUCUAAAGUCAGCUGUUGGUUUCUGUAUGCCUCAAUAGUGGGAAACAUUUUGAUCUUGUUUUUAUCAAAUACGUAAAUAAGUUUAUUUUUUGCAUAAAGGGGAAGCAUUUGAGCAGUAAAAAAAUACUCCUAGAUCAGUCGCCUACAGGCCACCUCACAUUGACUUCAGGGCUAAAAACAAACAAACAAAAAAUCAAGUUUCUGCACUGACAUUGGGUUUCUCAUCUGGCAAUGUGUCCGUUACAGUGAAGUAAAUUGAAUUGAUAAGCAGCUGAUGUAGGUAAUAAGCAAAAGCAUUCAGUGCCCUGGACAUUUCUCUCUGGUUAGAACAGUACAGGAACCCACUGACUUCUAGUCUUUGAUGUAUAGUAAGCAUAGUACUUAGCUGUGAUACUAACACAUCUUGACUGGGAAAUAUGCUGGCACGUCCUUUUGGUGCGUAUGGCUCAUGUGAUUGGAGGCUUGAUUCCAUUGAUAUGGUGGUAUUUGCUUCUCAGGUUCUUGCACAAGCCAAGAAGCCCAUGGUAGUUGUUGGUAGCAGUGCCUUGCAGCGCAAAGAUGGUGCAGCCAUUCACACAGCAGUUUCUACCAUUGCACAAAAUGUAAGGACUAGCAGUGGCGUUGGCGAGGAAUGGAAAGUGCUGAAUGUUCUGCACAGGUUGGUUAUCUUUACUAUUGUACAAAAAAAAAUAAAACAUUUCCAACACCUGCUUAUCCCACGAAUAGUAUAGUGUAUUUUUUUAUUGUGUUAUAUUACAAAGAUUUGUCAAACAUACAUUAUAGAAACCUUAUUAAAUCCCUUAAAAUAAAGGUUGGCACUUUUAUUUUUGUUUCUCUUUUGCAAUUCAAAGGUGCAGAAACAAAGUGGGGUGCACUGUAUUGUUACCCACUAAAGAAUGACAUCAAAUAACAUUUAAAAAAUGUCUUGUUAACGAAUCAUGUUCUUUUCAUUCUUAUUGGUCGCAUUAUCAAAUUUUGAGAAAAUGAUAAUGGUACAAAUGUAUGCACACUGGUAGAAGAAUACUGAAGUUGUUGCAAAUUUUCACUCAGAGGAUUCAUACUCUAGUUCAAUGUUCCCCAACCCAGUCCUCAUGGACCACCAACAGUCCAGGAUUUGUGUGUGUCCCUGUUUUAUUCCAAUGGAGAUACUGACAAAAACCUGGACUGUUGGUGGUCCAUGAGGACUGGGUUGGGGAACACUGUGUCUAGUUUAUGUCUCUGAUCCACAUGAGUGCAAAUUCAUUAUAAUUUUAUGUAUGAGAUUGCACUUCAAUGAAUAGUCAUAUGACUAGUUUUCCAGAGACCUGGAAGGAAGUCAAGAUAAUCGCUUUGGAAUCAUUAUUUAUUUUUUAUUAUCAUCACACAACCAUUUGUCAGAUUACGUUUAAUUAAAGCAGUAUCUGUGACUCAUUCUACAUAUGUCAGCAACCAUUCAUUGCAUUGUAAAGUUUCACAGGUUAUGCAAGUUCAUAAUGGAUUAUAGCAUUUAUGCCACGGAAAUACAUUUACCUAUUGCAGUCUGUGAAGUACUGGAUAUUGAGUAUAUGUAUGCAUGUGCUGAAUUGAUCUUACACCUUUCAAAUACUCAAUUUGAUUCAGUUACAUUGUAAAGGUUAUUGUAUGGUGCAAACAUUAAAUUUAAUGUAUGUGUUUUAUUUUACUAUGUUCAGAGUUGCAAGUCAGGUCGCUGCCUUAGAUCUUGGUUACAAGCCUGGAGUGGAUGCUAUACGAAGGAACCCUCCAAAAGUAUUGUUCCUACUUGGUGCUGAUGCAGGCACUAUUACACGUCAGGAUUUGCCAAAAGACUGCUUCAUUAUCUACCAAGGUAUCUUCUUAAUUAACUACUUGUAGAGCUCAAGGUUUAUAGAUGUGUCACUGCAAUCUAUCAAAUUCUGAUAUUAUAUUGUACAAACGCAAUGAUCACAUUCCUUGAUAUCAUUUGGGCCACAAAUACAGUGUCUUGAUGGGACUUCUAAAUAUGUAGGAUCACAUCUCAGCAGAGCCAUCCUGAUGGUAAAUCAGGGUGAUGCCUUCUGAUAUCCAGCUUCAAGUGGCCCAGUUUAUCAUGACUGCACAAAACCUUACUGACCCUUAAUGGUUUUGGUUUACUGAAUAAUGGAAACCCUUUUCAAGUGGCUUACUAUCCAAUACCGGUUAUCAUUACAGAAUCUUCUGUAGUAAGCUUACAUUUGACUAGUUUCCAAGGCUGUUUCACACAUCACACAUAUUAGGAGACUUUCCGGGCCAUGUGAAGAUGCAGAAACCAUAGUGUUACAAAAACAGAAAUGUGUCCGUAUCUUAAUAUUUGCUGAACAGGUUUACCUAGACCUAUGUGAUAUUAAAACUUACAUGACUUAUCAUAAACAAUGUAUCCUACAGUCUUAUUAAGGUAAUAAACCUGUUUUGUUGGAAUGGACAACACUCUGAUGUGCUAAGACACUCCUAAGCCAAUUUACCUUCCUAUCUACCAUCACCCCUGGAUGUCCAUCUUGGAGGUUUUCCCAUGGAUCAGAAAUACCUGCUGUUCAUCUUAAUCAAGAUCUGGCAGUCACUCAAAGCCUGCCAAUCAAUCUGUGUGAGGUGCUUUGAGUAGCUGCAUUGCACACUAGGUGCCUCUCCAUUCCUUUCUAUGACAAGUGUGCUGUGUACCUAUGAAACAGAAAUACUGUGUUACGGGUCUCCCCAUUUCUGCUGGAAGUUUCUUUAGCAACUGCUCCAUGCAUGGUGUGUUCCUUUAAUAAUGUUUACAAGCAGAUGCUCUUUUGUUAUCAUAUAAUUGUAGUACAUAGAUGGAUUGGCUUAUACUUUUGUUUACCAAAAUAGCUCAAAGAGUGUGUCCUGGUAUGUGAAAGGCAAGAGGGGGAAUUUGGCCCAUUAUGUAUUCUAUAAUUACAAGCUAGCGUUUCAAAUUUCAAACUCCCUGUUGUUUGAUAUAUGGCAUUAAAGGGGGAAACCAUCACUUCUCUGAAAACAACACCUCUGAAUAAACAAUUGCCUAUUAUAUCACCUGUAAUUAUGGUUAAUUUGUAAUUCUCUGCUUACUUUUAAAUGAGUCCCCUGAUCCCUUGCACAUGUGUCAGCUAACUCGCUCAGCUAAUCAAAGUAUGAACAAGCAGUUUGACAUGGAAGCAAGGGACAACCACAAUUGCCUCCUAGUACCAUAACCACUACAAUGGGCUGCAGUAGUUAAGGUGAUUAGCCUGCUCCUUUUAAAUAAAGGGAAAAGGUAAAAUAAAUAAAAAAAAUAAAAUAAAAAUAGUGGCAACUCCCUUUUUUAAGUUAAGAUUUCUAUGAAUCCUUAUAUUCUUGGCUCUAUAUUGCGGUUUGUCAUUGUGAUUAUAUAAAUUCAGACUUGCUUUCCAGGUCAUCAUGGGGAUGUAGGCGCACCCAUGGCAGAUGUUAUUCUCCCAGGGGCUGCUUACACUGAAAAACCAGCAACCUAUGUUAACACAGAAGGCAGGGCCCAGAGAACCUUUGUGGCUGUCACUCCCCCUGGCUUGGCAAGAGAGGACUGGAAAAUUAUUCGUGCCAUUUCAGAGGUAUUGUAUAUACUUUUAAUUAUACAAUAUUUGUAAAGGUUUCUUUAUUUAUGUGCAGCUGUUUAAAACCCUGUCCUGAUAAAUGUGUGAUCUUUUUUAGUUGGCAGGUGUCACCCUCCCAUAUGACGAUCACGACGCUGUCCGAGACAGAUUGGAACAAGUUUCUCCAAACUUAGUUCGAUAUGAUGAGGUUGAAGAAGCUAAUUAUUUCAAGCAGGCAACAGAGUUGUCAAAGGUAUUUUAUUGAUAUCCGAUUGAUAUUUUGCAUCCCUGGAAUAGUCUCCAUUAUGUUGCCUUAUUUAUAUGUCUUGUUUCAGCUUGUUAACCAGCAAGUGCUUAUAGAUCCUCUGAUCGCCCCUCAGCUGACAAUUAAAGAUUUCUAUAUGACCGGUAAGUAACUUUGGAUCUACCUUAUUGUUUGUCUGUAUUAAUGGGUUUUACAAUCUAACAAGCAGUGUGGCUGUCCACACAAUCUGGGAUUGUUAUUUUCCUGUAAUGUUGCCUCCCACGUUAUGCAGAGACUGCCAGUUUAUUAGCUGCAGACAUCCAAUCUCCUCUCCAUCCUUACCACAAACAGUUGUGAAUGGCAUGGAGAGGGAAGAGAGAAUAAUUACAUUGGUAAGUUUGCAUGUCACUUUUUGAUUUUCUCCAGACCCACAAGGAGACCAAUUGUGGCCUGUAGGUACUAAUUCUAAGUUCCAUGGUGCCUUGACUUUUUUUAAUCUACCUAGGGACAGGCACACUAAAGCGUUAGAAAUACAUGUUUGUAUAACUCUUUAGUGUUCUUUUAGCUAUUCAAAAUGUAGUAGCUCUUCUACAUUCUUUAAACCACAGACCUUCUUGGCAACAAUGCCAUAUAGGUGCUUAUUCUAUAACUGUAUGACUACAAGGCAGAAUUAAUCAGGUUCCGAGAAAACAUAACUAGAUCAAAAUUUACUAUUUUAAGUCUGGGCAUAGUUUGACAAUCAAGAGGUAAAAUCAAUAAUUCUUUUAAUUAUAUAUGUAUUUAUGGAGAGGAGACUCCUUAAGCUCAUUGAAGUGGUCUUGGUGCAAUGUCCCUUUUGCACUUAGUGCUGAAAUGUUAAACAUUGCAGUUACAGAGAAACUGCAAUAUUUACAUUGCAGCUCUGUCUGCCCACAGUGGCUGUCUACCAGACAGCCACUAGAGGGCUUCCUGAAUUGAAACGGACCUUUGGUCCGGUAUCUGAUGCUGGACGUCCUCAGGCUCUGCAUAAGGACCUCCAGCGUCAAUAUUUUUUAUUUUUUUCUAUAGGAAAACAUUAUUUCAUUGCUUUCCUAUGGGGAGGUCUAAAGUGCACGCAGCAUUUGCCGCACGUGCGCUUUAGCACCCGCUCGUUGUGGUUUUAACCCUUUAUUUAUCGGGGAGGAGAGAGGCAGCUUUGUAUUCCUGGCACUAAAGUAUCCCUUUACGGUUAAAGGGACACUAUAGUCACCAGAACAACUACAGCUUAAUAUAGUUGUUCUGGUGAGUAUAAUCACUCCCUUCAGGUAUUUUCAUGUAAACACUGCCUUUUCAGAGAAAAGGCAGUGUUUACAUUGCUUCUAGGGACAACUCCAAGUGGCCACUCCUUAGAUGGCCACUGGAGGGGCUUCCUGGCUCAGGGCUGCACAGUAACUAGCCCUGCAGUUCAGAGUCCCCACGCGCUGCAUGGAGACGCUGAAUUUUCCUCAUAGAGAUGCAUUGAUUCAAUGUAUCUCUAUGAGGAGGUCCUGAUUUGCCAAAAUGGCAUCUGGCCCCACCCUUGUGCCUAUUUUAGUCAAUCCAACACUUUUCCAAAACAUAUAGGAAAACAUUGGGUUGGCUAAAAAUCGCCCUUUUUGAUGAUGUCCCAAAGGAGGUGGAGCCAGUGCCAGCGGACCCACGUGGCACUGGAAAUAAGGUGAGUUUUAAACUUUUACAGGGGGGCUAAGGGUGGGGGGGGGGGCAAGCCACCUAAAUGGUGGGUUUAGCACUAUAGGGUCAGAAUUGCAUGUUUGUGUUCCUGACCCUAUAGUGAUUCUUUAAUCAGUUGUGCCAAAUUGAAGAAUCUCUUGCUGUAUAUUUACAUCAUCAUCCGUGCAGGUUAUACAAAUUAGGUAACUAUAUUUUAAAGUGACUAUAAAUAUAAAAACAAAGUGACACUAUAUAAAGUUCUUUACCACUGUAGCUAAUUUGAGGUUAUGAUGCAAUGAGUCUAUUGGUACAGUUCCCCAGUUUUUUGUCAACUUUCAAACAAUUUGACACAACUGCAACUACAGCUCAGACCCUAUGCAUCCACUACGAUAAAUUGGAUUGUUACAUGUCUGGUUGCCCGUCCAAACUUUGAGCUGUGAGUGAUGAGGCAGUAAAUGAUGUGAAAACUAGAUGACAACACCAAAAUACUCAAUGUACCAUAACAUCUACAAUGUGUUGUAAUGCUCAUGGUGCAUCGUGUCUCAUUCAUAAUCUCAUCAUAGUUUAACACUUUGUUUAUCAAUUGAGUUUUUUUUCUCCCUAUUAAAUUUCUAAUUGCCAUCUAGAAAUCUCAUUGUGUCUGUCCCAUGCGGGGUCAUAAUACACACCAUUAAUAUGCAAAAAUUUGACUUAAUUUUUAAUUUGUUUUGUUAUUUGGUAGUGCAUGAGAAUUUUGAAUUAAAUACUCUAAAAUUAUUUUGUAGAUCCCAUCUCCCGGGCAUCACAGACAAUGGCCAAGUGUGUGAAAGCUGUAACCGAAGGAGCACAAGCUGUAGAUGAGCCAUCCAUUUGCUAG
This is a messenger RNA of Pelobates cultripes (western spadefoot toad), 22553 nucleotides long. Lineage: Eukaryota; Metazoa; Chordata; Amphibia; Anura; Pelobatidae. The record is from the annotation of a GenBank genome assembly.